AUGCCAUCGAAGAAGAAGAGCGCGCCGCGCGGCGCAGGGCCUGGCGCUCGCCCUGCUGCGGCCGACCCAGGAAUCGACAUCGUGUUUGAUAAGCCCAAGCCAAAGGCCAGAGGUCAUCGCCAAAGGGGAGCGGGGACGGUGAUGGUGGACCGCGGCGGCGUGGAGCGGGACGGCGUGACUGUCCUGUCGUGGCAGCGCCUCCCGUCGCAGCUGGUGCAGCAGCACGCCGACCGGCUGCAGAUGAAGCGGCCGCACUUCCACCCCGUCCAGCCCUCAGAACCGGGCUUGUUCCGGUUCAGGGUGGUGCUCCCCGACCGCAAGAACAACGCCAAGGACAUGGCGUUCUGCCCGACCGAGUCUUUCCACACCGCGGCGCAGGGGAAGGAGCACGCGGCCCUCCUUGCGCUGCUCAAGUUGCAGGGAGACCAGCCGCUCGAGAGAAAGCUGCCGGAGCCCUACAAGUGGGAGAAGGCCAAGAAAGCGCGAGAGGACAAGGCGAAGGAGGAGAAGGAGAAGCAGAAGGCCGAGGCCAAGCCCACCCUCGGGGACUCUCUGUGGGGGAGCUCCGUUGAGAAGGAGGAAGAACAAAAGAAGAAGAACGAAGCCAUCCGAAGGGCGGCGGAGGGCCCCGCGGCGGUGGUGCUGAAGGCGGACACCAAGUUCGUGUCCCGCUUCGAGGCGGACAAGGCCAGGGCCGACAAGGAGAAGGUCGUGAAGGACAGGAAGCGCAAGGCGGAGGCUCGGGCGCGGUCUAACACGGACAUGAAGGUGAUGAUGAGCGCCCGGCUCCGAAAAAUCCUCGAGGAGGCGCUCGGUCUGACGGAGGAGCGAGAGCGGCAGCGAGACGGCGGCGCGGAGCACCACGGCCUGACUCUGGACGGGCUCGAGGGGACGGAUCGGGCGGCCCUGGAAAAGGUCCAGGGGAUGGGUUUCCCCGCGGAUGAUGUGCUGCGAGCCGUAGACGCGUGCCCGGGGGAGGAGGGCGAAACGCUCGGGCAGCGGGCCGACGCCCUUUUGGAGUGGCUGUGCCUCCACCUCGAGGAGGCGGAGCUCCCUAAGGGCUUCGAUCCGCGCGGGAGAAACCUGGACGUGAUUCGUCCCGGACAAGACUUCGGGGUGGCGGCGGCUAUCGCGGGUGCAAGCACAGACGAGGAGGAGAACGGCAGCGACAGCUUGGACGCGGGCUUGUUGCGGCCGCUGAAGAUUCUCGCCGGCGGCUUGGUGCCCGCGUCGGCCAGGAAGCAGGGCGGCGGCGGCGGCGGCGGCGGCGGGGCGGCGGGCUUGGAUGCGGAAUUGAUGACGGAGGAAGAGGGGCGGGAGGCGGUGGACGAGGAGGUCAUGUCCCUGGAGGCUAUCUACGAUGGGGCGGUAGCGGUCGCUCCGAACAUGCCUGAGGGGGCAUAUCUUCUCUCGUUCGAUCUGACCAACCUAGCGUCCCUGCCGACCAAGGCCUGGCUAGACGUGUGGGUCCCGCAGGCGGGAGGCGUGGGCGGCUACCCCUCCGAGGCCCCCCCGGUGGCGCUGGUGCGCGGGCCGGACCUCCUGGCGGCGGGGCUCCUGCACGCCGCCCAGGUCGCCCUCGCCCGCCGCGCCAAGUCCUUGAUCGGGAACCCCGCGGUCUACGACAUCUUGAUGUGGGCGCUCGACGAGCUCCCGGCGAUGCUCGCGCUUCCAGCGACGGGGCGGGCGGCCCGAAGGAAGGAGGCGGCAGCCGCGGCGGCGAUAAGCGCCUCGGUAGGGUAUGGCAGUCCAGGCGUGUCCGUGGCCGCCGCCGGCGGCGGCGGGGGGGGUAACUCUGCGAAGGGCGGCGGCGAGGGCGGUGUUGAUCGCUCGGUGCGGCCUCGGCUGCCCGGGACGGAGCCGCUGUGGUCGGGCGGGGCGUCAUCGUUGGGUGGCGGGAGCGGGGGAAGAGAUCGCGGCGGUGGUGGUGGGAGGGGAGGAGGCCGGGGGGGAGUACGCCAGCAGCAGCAACGCGGUAGAGGCAGCGGCGGCGGCGGCCUUCCCCCUGGAGAGCGGAAGCGCGGCAGGGAGAAGGUCGAGGCCUCGAGGGAGUUCGAGAGCAGGAGGCGGCAGCGGGCGGCGCUGCCGGCGGCGAAGGCCAAGGCGGAGUUCUUGUCGCUGGCGCGGCGGAGCCAGGUGGUCCUGGUCUCGGGGGAGACCGGGUGCGGAAAGACGACCCAGAUCCCCCAGUUCUUGCUGGAGGAGUGGGAGGAAGGGGGGGGGCCUGGCGGCGGACCCGACGACCUGAGGGUGCUCGUGACGCAACCGCGGAGGAUAGCGGCGGUCGGGGUGGCCCAGCGCGUGGCAGACGAGCGGUGCGAGAGGCUCGGGGCAGGGGUCGGGUACAAGAUCAGGGGCGAGAGCAAGGCCGGCCCGGACACCCGGCUGCUGUUCUGCACGACCGGCCUGCUGCUGCGCCGCAUGCAGGGGGACCCGCGUCUGGAGGAGCUGACCCACCUUGUGGUGGACGAGGUGCACGAGAGGCACCUCGACGCCGACUUUUUGCUGGCGCUGCUGAUCGGCAUCCUCCCCAAGCGACCGAAGCUGAAGGUCAUUCUCAUGAGCGCCACGCUGGACACCGCCCGGUUCGCCGCCUACUUCGGGGGCUUGCCGGGCCUACCCGGGGGAAAAACGCCGGUGCUGCACAUCCCGGGACGAACCUUCCCGGUCCGCGACCUGUACCUGGAGGACGCGAUCGCGGCGACGGGGCACCGGCCGCGCCUCAAGAGGAAGCAGGCCUCCGCCACCCCGGGAACAACGGGGGGGGGGGGCGAUUCCCCCGCCGCCGCCCCUUCGGCGAAACCUCACGAAAAAAGCGGGGGUGGGGCGGGGAGGCCUGGCGGCCUUCAGGGUCCCAACCAUUGGCUUCAGGAGUUUGAGGAGGAGGACAACAACAAGGAGGACCUCCCCCAGCGGGAGCGGGAGCGGGGGGCCCUGGGAGGGUUGGACAUGGACCGGGUUGACAAGGACCACCUCCACUACAAGCUGCUGGUGUCGCUCGUCCUGUACGCGGUUAGUCCGCAGGGCGAGCGCGAGCUGGGCCUUCGCGGCGGGGAGGAGGAAGACGACGGUGGUGAUCGAGGGGUGUCCGGCUCCGUGCUGGUGUUCAUGCCGGGGACGAUGGAGAUCGACCGGCUGUGCCGCGAGCUCGAGCACGCGACGGAGGGGGGCCAGGGCCUCUUCGUGCUGCCGCUCCACGGGUCCCUGCCCCCGCAGAGGCAGCGCGCCGUGUUCGACCCCCCGCCGCGGGGGAAGCGCAAGGUGGUGGUGAGCACCAACAUCGCCGAGACCAGCAUCACCAUCCCGGACGCCACCGUGGUCCUCGACAGCUGCCGCGUCAAGGAGAUGGGGUACGACGUCGCGCGGCAGAUGCCCCGACUGCAGGAGUCGUGGGCGAGCCAGGACUCGCUGACGCAGCGCAAGGGGCGCGCCGGCCGGGUCCGCGAGGGGGUCUCCUUCAAGCUCCUCCGGAGGAAGACGUUCGCCAGGCUCCCCGCGCACGGCACGCCCGAGAUCAAGAGGGUGCCCCUCGACCACCUCGUCCUGCAGAUCAAGGCCCUGGGCGUGGAGGAGCAUCCCUCGGUCGUGCUCGCCCGGGCGCUCGACCCCCCGGACCCGAAGGCGGUGCAGGACGCCGUCGACGUGCUGACGGACCUCAAGGCGCUCGGCGAAGGGGCGGAGCUCACUCCCCUGGGCUGGCACCUUGCGGCGCUGCCCUGCCCGGUGCAGGUGGGCAAGAUGCUAAUAUACGGGGCGGUUCUAGGCUGCCUGUCCCCCCUGCUCUCGAUCGCCGCCGGUCUCAGCUGCCGGUCCCCCUUCCUCUCCUCCGGGGACCCCGAAAAGCGGGAGGCCAUCGACGCUGCCAAAAAGCGCAUGGCGGCGGCCGGCGGGGGUCGGAGCAACCACACCCUACUUGCCGCCCUGGCCGGGAUCGGGUUCAUCGCGAGCUCGCGGGCGGCGUUCGACCCCCGGGCGAGCGUGAACGCGCAGGCCCGCAGCUGGCGCGCGGUGAAGGCGGCCGUGUGCGCGGGGCUGUACCCGCGCGUGAUGCGCGUCCGCCGGCCGAUGGAGAAGUUCGUGGACCUGGUGGGCGUCGGGGCCGUCCCCGUGCGGCACACGGCGAAGGAGUUCCAGUUCUUCACGCGCUCGAGGGGCCCGGACUCCGGCCCGGGCAAGGAUGACCGGGUCUUCAUCCACCCUUCGUCGAUAAACUUCAGGACGAACGACUGGUCGUGCCCGUGGCUGGUGUACCACGAGCGGGUGCACACGAGCAGGGUCUUCGUGCGCGACUGCACGGAGGUGUCGCCGUACGCGCUGCUGCUGUUCGGCGGCCAGGUAGCCGUGCAGGCCGGGCUGGGGAGGAUCGCGGUGGACGAGUGGGUCCGGUUCGAGGCGGUCGGGCGCAUCGCCGCCCUGGUGAACCGGCUCAGGCAGCGGCUGGACGGCAUGCUGUGGGAAAAGAUCCAGGACCCGAGGCUGGACGUGGCCGGGUCGAAGCUCUCGGAGGCGCUCGUGGAGCUCCUUCAGACCGACGGCAUGGGCUAG
This is a messenger RNA of Ectocarpus siliculosus, 4545 nucleotides long. The record is from the annotation of a GenBank genome assembly. NCBI's taxonomy places the organism in Eukaryota, Phaeophyceae, Ectocarpales, Ectocarpaceae.